GCGGGCAGGUGGGCGGGCGCCGAGAGCGGGCGGAAGAUGGCGGAGGGCGGCCGCGCGGAGCCGGAGGAGCAGGAGAGGGGGUCCUCGAGGCCGCGGCCCCCGAGUGCGCGGGACUUGCAGUUGGCCUUGGCAGGAUUGUACGAAGAUGAAGCAGAACGCAAGUCUUCCAAGCCUGACAGAUCUACUGCCACAGCCUUUAAGAGCCCGAGAACAUUGCCACAACGGCUUUACUCAGGUGAACAGGAAUAUGGUGGAUUACAUGUAGUUCAACCUCCAACGGGGAAAAUUGUGAAUGAACUUUUCAAAGAGGCAAGGGAACACGGGGCCGUCCCUCUAAACGACGCCGCAAGAUCGUCAAGUGAUGACAAGCCUAAGUCAUUUACAGGUGGAGGAUACAGAUUGGGCAGUUCGUUCUGUAAGCGGUCAGAGUAUAUCUAUGGAGAAAAUCAGCUGCAAGAUGUUCAGAUAUUGCUGAAGCUGUGGAGCAAUGGUUUCAGCUUAGAUGAUGGAGAAUUGAGACCUUACAAUGACCCAGCAAAUGCGCAGUUUUUGGAAUCUGUUAAGAGAGGAGAGAUUCCCCUUGAGCUUCAGCGCCUGGUCCAUGGCAGCCAAGUGAGUCUGGAUAUGGAAGACCAUCAAGACCAAGAGUACGUAAAACCCAGACUGCGAUUCAAAGCUUUCAGUGGAGAAGGGCAAAAACUUGGAAGCCUUACACCUGAAAUCGUCAGUACGCCUUCUUCCCCAGAAGAAGAGGAUAAAUCAAUACUUAAUGCAGCCGUUCUUAUUGAUGAUUCAGUGCCCACCACCAAAGUUCAGAUCAGGCUGGCAGAUGGCAGUCGCCUGAUUCAGCGAUUCAACAGCACACACCGGGUUCUGGAUAUCCGAGAUUUUAUAGUACAGUCACGUCCUGAAUUUGCAACAACAGACUUUAUUCUUGUGACUUCGUUUCCGAGUAAAGAGCUAACAGAUGAAAGUGUGACCCUACAAGAAGCAGAUAUUCUUAAUACCGUGAUACUCCAACAGCUAAAAUAGUACUGCUGCAACCCAUGUAGAAAUAGGUAAUGCUGUACAUAUUAGUAAAAAUACUUCUAGGGUAAAAACAACCAAAUUAUUUUUUAUUAUUCAGAUAAAUCUGUUUUUGCUGUUGCUCUAUCUUCCAGUGUUUGUCUAGAUAAAAUUAGACUAUGGACAGCUCUUGAUGUUUGAAUUUUCAGUUGCCCGGCUGGCUUAUAUUGAUAGCUGUAAACAUCUAGGUCAACCAACUUACUACGUUUUCAGAUGAAAUGGAAAGAACCCCUUUUGAUAAAUGUAUUUGGUAAAAUUUGCACUCAAGUUUUUUUAAUGCAGUGAUGACCAGUAGCCACUACGGAUCACUUUUCUGUAAUAUAUAUACCAGAGUGUCUGCUCGGAGUUCGAAAUUGUUUGAUCAUAUAAUAAUUAAGAUUUUGGUGUAUUCUUUUUACAUAUUGUUUGAACUAUGUUAGUGUCACAGAAUAUAUUUUGGCCUUGUAUUUUAUAAAAUGACAACUCAUAAACUAAAUUGAAUAGAUGUAAAAGUCAUCAGCUCUUGAGAAGUCGUGACAAAUAGCACUUUAAAAUCAAGAAGUUAUUGUCCUUGCAGAGCCUGCCUUGUUCACUUCCAUUGGCUCAUUCAACAUUUUAAUAGGGGACAUAAAAGAGGGGAGACAUACAUAGAAACACCGUUGUAGAUUGCAAAACAGAAUGUAUUCUUCAGUGUAUGAACUCAGUUUGAGAGACUGGAGCAAAAUUUACCAGCAACAUGCAUGUGUUUUCCUUAUCCAGGCAUGUCUUGAAUGAUGCAGACAGUAUCAGGAACAGCAGAAAAGUGUGAUCCUCCCUCAGACAUCAUUCCAUCAUUAGUCACCAUUUCCAUGUGAUUUUCUGUUAUUAACAUAAGAAAAUACAGAACUUGAGACUGAUGUGCACAGAAUUAUUAUCUUAAAAUUGUGCAGGAUGAAACUGGGAUCUAGUGUGCUAGAAUGAAGGUGUUGCUAGGACUGUACAGAGACUCUAAAGAAUCAUUCCCUGGCUGCUGAGCCCCCAGAGGCCACCUGUGUUCCUUACCCACGGUGCUAUCCCUCCCUCAUCUCACAGCCAGCACUUGCAUCUCUCUGAGCCUUGUAAUUAGUGUUCUCAGCUUCCUAGGACUGUAAGAUGAUAGAGGGCGCACAUGAUCAUCUCUGAAUGCUAACUGAUAGUAACCUUAACCAUCCUUCAGGGUUGCUCUUUUCCAUUUCAGUUACACCUUCGUGGGACUGAGAAGAUUGAUGUGGUUGCUGCCCACAGCCCACACUCUCUCAGAGAUUCACCCAAAUAAACUCACGCCCUCCUUUCAGAGGUGCUCAGAAAUCUCAGUGUAUCACACCAACUCAGUCCAAAACCGUAUCUGCCUUUCAUUGGUUCAGAAAUCCCAAAUGUCAUUUAGAUGAUCUAAAUUAAGUGGAGAUUUCCUCUCUGCCUGUGACACAAAAAAAUGAAUCAUCUGCUCACAGGUAAAUGUCAGGACAGCUAUAGAUUAAUCUGGAAAUAUUGAUUACCAAGGAGCAUGCAAAUCCAGCCAGACAUCCCAUCACCGUUAAGGCCCAACAUUAAUGUGUGGCUCUCGUAACUUAGUCCUUGAGUUUUGACUGUCUCCAUUAUCUUCCUUUCACGGAAGCCACACAGCUUGUUUCUUCCUCUCAUACUGUGCUGUGUGCCUUUCAUAUUAUAAUAGCGACAGUCUGUCAAGAAACUCAAGGAUCUCCUGUGUGUCAUGGAGAUUGGCUCCAUUAAACCAGGAGCUCUUCCCAGCAUCUUUCUACCAACAGAAAUGAUCCCAUGUCUAAUUUUUAGUUUCUCAGAGAAAACAGAACUGUGUCAUACCCAUGAUCUCUUCAAGAGCCUUUUUGUGACUGAAUAUGUAAACCAUUUUGUUACAUGUGUGGUGUGUGUGCUCGUGUGCCUGUUUAGAUGUGUGUUUGGGAAAAGCCUGAAGAUGUUGGGAUCCUUCCUCCAUCUCUUCCCACCCUAUCCAUUCAGGUAGGGUCUCAGUUAAAUCCGGAGCUCACUGGUACAGCUAGUCUGGCUAACAUGCUCCAGGGAUUUCCUAUCUCUACCUUCUCUGUGCUAGAAUUGUGGGCAGCUGUGCUACCCACCCAGCACGGCCAGCACCAGCUACUGAGCCAUUCCCAGUCCUUUGUGUUAUAAAAGGGUUGUGUCACCACACUCUCGUUUCUAUACAUCGGGCUUUCCUGUCAGUAUUGUCAUUUUAAAAACACCUUUCUUAAAUGCUUGUCGAUUAGGCAGACCGAAAAUUUCACUAAGCCCUGGCUUUUUAUAUAUCACCUUUUCACACGGUGUUUCUAUUUUCUAUGAAACAUAUACUACAACCAGGAAGAAUAAAACAGGCUAAAGUUUACCUGAAAAUUCCAGCUUAGUCUUAAGGUUAUCAUGUACAAGUUCUGCUUUGCACAUAACUGUGCAACUCAGCCAAACUUCAGUUUUCCAUCAGUGGCUUCGUCACUCUCUGAGCCCUCAGCAGCAGGGCUCUUAGUGGCAUCGCAUUCCAAAGACUGUUCAUGGCCACUUAGAUACUCUGGUGGUUUAGGUUUUCUCUAUCAAGUCUUAACUCCCUUCAGACCACUCUCCAGCACUAGCCUGUUCUGCUGACAGUCUGAAUAAGGCAGCCUGGGCUCUUCUGCCAUUGUCCUCAAAAUUGCCUUAGCCUCCACACUGAGGCUAUAUGUAAUCCAAAGCUGGAAUUGUCCCUCCUGGUUGGCUAGGAUGUGCUGUGGGGCACCUAGAGGUCUCUGGUUAUUGCAAGGAAUGAGCUGGAAUUUAUGUUUUGUUUUGUUCUGUUUUCUUAAGACAGGGUCUCACUGUUUGUUCCUGGCUGGUCAGGCACUCAUUAUGUAGACUAUACUGGCCUUAAACUCACAGAGAUCUGCCUGUCUCUGCCUCUUGAGUACUGGGAUUAAAAGCCAGAGUUACCUGUGAGCUAAGAUUUUGAAUACUGCUAGUGUUACUACAAGAUCUCUAUGGAGAAUUUUUCUCAACCA
Phodopus roborovskii (desert hamster) is the source of this 4058-nucleotide messenger RNA. It is a transcript of the gene Ubxn2b, whose product is annotated as UBX domain protein 2B. Gene Ontology annotation, biological process: membrane fusion; Golgi organization; nuclear membrane reassembly. The record is from RefSeq and is a predicted model, not a curated record. The transcript has 8 exons. Bases 37 to 1032 code for a protein of 331 amino acids. Gene Ontology annotation, molecular function: ubiquitin binding. Gene Ontology annotation, cellular component: cytosol; nucleus. Lineage: Eukaryota; Metazoa; Chordata; Mammalia; Rodentia; Cricetidae.